GAUUGAGAACGCACCGCAGCUAGCAUCAUGGGCAGUAAAACCUUGCCAGCCCCAGUGCCCAUCCACCCAUCUCUUCAGCUCACCAACUACUCCUUCCUCCAGGCAGUAAACGGCCUGCCCACAGUGCCCUCGGACCACCUGCCCAACCUAUAUGGCUUCAGCGCCUUGCACGCUGUGCACCUGCACCAGUGGACACUGGGUUAUCCAGCCAUGCACUUGCCACGCUCUUCUUUCUCCAAAGUGCCAGGUGCAGUGUCCAGCCUGGUGGAUGCACGCUUCCAGCUACCCGCCUUCCCCUGGUUCCCCCAUGUCAUUCACCCCAAGCCCGAGAUCACCACGGGAGGCAGUGGCCCAGCACUCAAGACCAAGCCCCGCUUUGAUUUCGCCAACCUGGCCUUGGCUGCCACACAAGAAGAUCCAUCCAAGCUUGGCCGGGGUGAGGGUCCUGGCUCCCCCACAGGAGGGUUAGGUGCCCUCCUGGAUGUGACCAAGCUCUCCCCAGAAAAGAAGCCCACCAGGGGACGCCUGCCUUCCAAGACCAAGAAGGAGUUUGUCUGCAAGUUCUGUGGCCGCCACUUCACCAAAUCCUACAACCUGCUAAUCCACGAGCGGACACACACCGACGAGCGGCCCUACACCUGUGACAUCUGUCACAAAGCCUUCCGGAGGCAAGACCACCUACGGGACCACAGGUACAUCCACUCCAAAGAGAAGCCUUUUAAGUGCCAAGAAUGCGGAAAAGGAUUUUGCCAGUCCAGGACUCUCGCUGUCCACAAGACGCUACACUCACAGGUGAAGGAGCUCAAAACCGCCAAGGUGAAAUGUUGAGCAGACCCUGACGCUCGCCGCCGCUGCCCUCUGGAGGGACCGUCUCCGGCGGGGAGGGGCGCUCGGGACCUCCCCCCACCCCAGGAGCACGCGGCACUCCAAAGCCCCACCCGGGGCCGCGACACCGACCGCCCCCGGCGGCUCCCCCUGGACGCGGCUAGACUCUUGGCCAAAA
Molecule: messenger RNA, 1003 nt
Organism: Ochotona curzoniae (black-lipped pika)
Lineage: Eukaryota; Metazoa; Chordata; Mammalia; Lagomorpha; Ochotonidae
Gene: OSR1
Product: odd-skipped related transcription factor 1
Exons: 2
Coding region: 28-828 (266 amino acids)
Biological process (GO): urogenital system development; regulation of transcription by RNA polymerase II; embryo development
Cellular component (GO): nucleus
Molecular function (GO): DNA-binding transcription factor activity, RNA polymerase II-specific; RNA polymerase II transcription regulatory region sequence-specific DNA binding
Source: RefSeq, a predicted model, not a curated record